This is a messenger RNA of Octopus bimaculoides (California two-spot octopus), 1632 nucleotides long. RefSeq lists its product as uncharacterized. Gene Ontology annotation, molecular function: DNA-binding transcription factor activity, RNA polymerase II-specific; RNA polymerase II cis-regulatory region sequence-specific DNA binding. Gene Ontology annotation, biological process: regulation of transcription by RNA polymerase II. The record is from RefSeq and is a predicted model, not a curated record. Lineage: Eukaryota; Metazoa; Mollusca; Cephalopoda; Octopoda; Octopodidae.
AUGGAAAAAAAUGCAGAGCCUGAAACUAUUGAUUCCCUUACUUACAAUGAGGAAAAUAUAGAAGAGAAAUCACAUGAUUUAUGUGGAGAAUUAUUCACAAGAAAGAAUUUAAUUCGGCAUCAGUCAAUUCACUCAGUCACAAAGCUGUAUAACUGUGAAGUUUGUGGAAAGACAUUUACAAGCAGUACUUUGUUAACUAGCCACAAAGAUAUCCACACUGGAGAAAAAUUAUACCAAUGUUAUAUCUGUGAUGAAAAGUUUUCAACAAAGGACAAUUUGUCAUCUCACACAUGUAUUCAAACAGCAGAAAGACCAUACUGUUGUGAUAUAUGUGGUAAAACAUUUUGUAAAAGUGGUCAGUUGUCUUCUCAUAAAUAUAUUCAUUCAAGAGAGACACCAUACCAUUGUGAUAUCUGUGGUCAACCAUUUUCUAGAAGUGGUCAUUUGAUUAACCACAAACGCAUCCACACUGGAGAAAGGCCAUACAAUUGUGAUAUUUGUGGUAAAACAUUUUCUAGAGUUAGUGAAUUAUCUUCCCACAAACGUAUUCACUUGGGUGAAAGACAAUAUCACUGUCAUAGCUGUGAUAAAAUAUUUUCUAACAGAACUGAUUUGUCUUCUCAUAAACAUAUUAACUCGGGAGGACAAAUAUACCACUGUGAUAUCUGUGAUACAACAUUCUCUCAAAGCGGAAGUUUAUCUCAACAUAAGCGUAUUCAUACAGGAGAGAAGCCAUACCAGUGUGAUAUUUGCAAGAAAAAAUUUUCUACUAGCAGUUCUCUGUCCACCCACAAACGUACUCAUACUGGCGAAAGACCCUACCGUUGUGAUAUCUGUGGUAAAACAUUCACUCAAAAUAUGGAAGAAAAUGCUGAAAUUAUUGAUUCCGCUACACAUACAGAGGGAAAUAGAGAAGAGAAAUCAUAUUUACAUGAUUUAUGUGGGGAAUUAUUCACAAGUAAGGAUUUAAUUCGGCAUCAGUCAAUUCACUCAGUCUCCAAACUGUAUAACUGUGAAGUUUGUGGAAAGACAUUUACAAGCAGUACUUUGUUAACUAGCCACAAAGAUAUCCACACCGGAGAAAAAUUAUACCAAUGUUAUAUGUGUGAUGAAAAGUUUUCAACAAAGGACAAUUUGUUAUCUCACACAUGUAUUCAAACAGCAGAAAGGCCAUACUGUUGUGAUAUCUGUGGUAAAACAUUUUCUAGAAGUGGUCAUUUGAUUAAACACAAACGUAUCCACACUGGAGAAAGGCCAUACAACUGUGAUAUUUGUGGUGAAACAUUUUCUAGAAUUAGUGAAUUAUCUUCCCACAAACGUAUUCACUUAGAUGAAAGACAAUAUCGCUGUCACAUCUGUAAUAAAAUAUUUUCUAAAAGUACUGAUUUGUCUUCUCAUAAGCAUAUUCACUCAGGAGGACGAAUAUACCACUGUGAUAUCUGUGAUACAACAUUCUCUCGAAGUGGAAAUUUAUUUCGACAUCAGCGUUUGUUAACUAUUGACCAUUCCUUCAAAUUUAAACUUUGUGGCAACUUAGUAUAUCUUUACUAUUUACCAUCAAAAGAAGAAAUCUCAGUGACUUGGAGAUAUAAGAAAUGUGUUACAGUAUUAUUAGAAAGAAAAAUAAAUUGA